GCAGCUCCUACUUCCUCAUCGGGGGUGAGCGCCGAACUGCUGUCAAGUCCAGGGAAGUUUUUUUUUGUCCUUGCUUUAAUUGCGCUUUAAGUGCGUUCUAUUACAUUCUACUUUAAUCAUCACAAAUGUCCAAGCCUCCCCCAAAGCCGGCCAAGCCUGGCCAAGUCAAGGUGUUCAGAGCCGAGUACACCUUUGACCCUAGAACGCCAGACGAGCUUUACUUUGAAGAAGGAGACAUACUCUACAUCUCUGACACAAGUGACGGUAGCUGGUGGAAAGGAACAUGCAGAGGGAGGACGGGACUUAUUCCACGCAAUUAUGUGACGGAGCAGGCAGAAUGUAUCCACCAUCCCAUGCAAGAGGCUGCUAAACGAGGGAAUCUUAGCUGGCUGAGGGAAUGUUUGGAGAACAAGGUGGGAAUCAAUGGCUUGGACAAGGCGGGAAACACUGCCCUCUACUGGGGAUGUCACGGAGGCCAUAAAGAUGUGGUGGAGGUGCUACUCAACCAGCCCAACGUUGAGUUCAACCAGCAGAAUAAGCUCGGAGACACUCCCCUGCAUGCUGCUGCCUGGAAGGGUUAUUCUGACAUUGUAGAGAUGUUACUGAACAAGAACGCGCGGACAGACAUCAAGAACAACGAGAACAAGCUGGCUGUGGAAAUGGCCACUAACGACCUCUGUGCCACGCUUCUCAAGAAGAAGCUGGCAAGCUCUCUCACUCGCACGCAAAGCAACGCUGACGAGUAUUUGGACGACGAGGACUCGGACUGAAGAGCCUGCAGAGGUUUUAUCACAGACUUCAGUUGGACCUUGUUGCCCUCUUGGGUUUGUUACUGUAACUAUGUGAAUCUUUUGUCUUAACGCAUCGCAGCAGUGCAAACAAAAAUGUCUCUAGGGGACCAAACGUCAUAUUCCCCCCAGUCGGUGUGCUGCACCUUUUCUUUGAUUUGUGUGUAACUUCCUUAUCCAAAAAUCUGCAUAGUCAUGAAACAUUUCCACUGUCUAUCUUGCAUUACUUUCUGCCUUAUAAAAACCUCAUCUGAAAUACCUUGGGUGGCUUUAAUUGCAUCCUGGAAGGAACUUCUUGCUGCUUUAUGAACUAACAUAUUAUGCAAAUGUUUGGAGGGGAAAGUGCCUUAUGUAUGUAAAACUGUCUUGUCGUUUGUUUUGUUUGUUGCAAGUGUAACGUUUCUUUCCUUAACAUUCAAAUAAACGUGUUCUUUCUA
Messenger RNA from Entelurus aequoreus (snake pipefish), 1225 nucleotides. RefSeq names its product osteoclast stimulating factor 1 (gene ostf1). The record is from RefSeq and is a predicted model, not a curated record. The transcript has 10 exons. Lineage: Eukaryota; Metazoa; Chordata; Actinopteri; Syngnathiformes; Syngnathidae. The coding region runs from base 126 to 770 and encodes 214 amino acids. Gene Ontology annotation, molecular function: protein binding. Gene Ontology annotation, biological process: signal transduction.